Pseudomassariella vexata is the source of this 1194-nucleotide messenger RNA. Its product is annotated as arginase family-domain-containing protein. NCBI's taxonomy places the organism in Eukaryota, Fungi, Ascomycota, Sordariomycetes, Amphisphaeriales, Pseudomassariaceae. The coding region runs from base 1 to 1194 and encodes 397 amino acids. The record is from RefSeq and is a predicted model, not a curated record. The transcript is spliced from 7 exons. Gene Ontology annotation, molecular function: agmatinase activity; metal ion binding.
AUGUUGAUCUCAUUCCUUGCCUUUGGCUUUGCUGCCACUAGUGUUGUUGCUCAUGAGGGACACGAUGAUCAGAAGCCUCGUUCUGGUCCCCACCAGUCUCUGUGGUACACCAAUACACUGCCAGGUGACGGUGGAACCCAGGCCGACUCGGUUUUCUCAGGCAUUUCCACCUUUGGACGCCUCCCCUACCAGCCCUGCUUGAGUUAUAAAGACGCCUCGUACGAUAUUGCAUUCAUUGGGGCUCCUUUCGAUACUGGCACGUCAUACAGGCCAGGUGCUCGCUUUGGCCCGUCAGGUAUCCGUCAAGGAUCUCGCCGGUUGAAUCUCUACGGCGGCUAUAACGUCCCGCUCGCCACAAACCCCUUCGACGGCUGGGCAAAGGUUCUCGACUGUGGAGAUAUUCCAGUGACAUCGUACGAUAACUCGUGGGCUCUCAAGCAAAUUGAAGAGGGCCACUACAGUAUUCUCUCGCGAGCGCCCAAGACGGAUGCCAAGAAGGCCGGCCCGGCCAAAAAGGGAAAAACACUCCCUCGUGUCAUUACUCUUGGUGGUGACCACACCAUCACUCUUCCUCUACUUCGUUCCAUCAACAGAGCAUAUGGGCCGGUCUCAGUCAUCCACUUCGAUAGCCAUCUGGAUACAUGGCGACCCAAAGUAUUUGGAGGUUCGCCCUCCGAGGUUGCCAGUAUCAACCAUGGCACGUACUUCUACCAUGCCGCCAUGGAGGGUCUGCUUGCCAAUGACUCCAACAUCCACGCUGGGAUCCGCACGACUCUUAGCGGACCGAGUGACUACGAGAAUGACGGCUAUUGUGGUUUCGAGAUUGUAGAGGCUCGGGAGAUCGACACCAUCGGGACGGAUGGCAUCAUCAAGAAGAUCAUCGAUCGUGUCGGCACGACCAAGCCCGUCUAUCUCUCGCUCGACAUUGAUACGUUGGAUCCUGCCUUUGCCCCAGCUACUGGUACACCCGAGACGGGGGGCUGGAGCACGCGAGAGUUGCGCACUAUCCUCAGGGGAUUGGAGGAUAUCAAUUUAAUCGGCGCCGACAUUGUUGAGGUUGCGCCUGCCUACGACACGAACGCCGAGCAUACCACAAUGGCUGCAGCAGAUGCUCUCUACGAGAUUAUGAGCAUGAUGGUCAAGAAGGGACCGUUGAGCAAAAUGGUGGAAGACAAUGACGUGGAUGAGCUCUGA